AAAAACUAAAUAAUAUAAACACGGCGAAAGUAAAAUGUUGUCCGGAAGAGGAAAACUAAAGCUGUUGUGAAGUGCUGAGUGACUGAGGAUGGCGGCAAAGCUCAUAGCAGCGUCUCCUUUUGUAGGAAUUGCAGUUUUUGUCUCGCUCAUCGCUCUGGUCGCGUUUUAUUAUAAGCCUUUCUCACAACAGAGAUUGUUCACUGUUGAAGAAUUAGCCUUGUACAACGGGACUGAUCAAAGCUUACCCAUUUUAUUAGGAAUUCUCGGAUCGGUUUUUGACGUGACAAAAGGAAAAUCUCAUUAUGGUGAGGGUGGGGGUUACAAUCAUUUUUCAGGAAGAGAUGCUUCACGAGCAUUUGUUUCAGGAAACUUUACAGGUGAUGGGCUCACAGACUCGCUACGUGAUUUAUCCAGUACACAGGUGAAGAGUGUUGUUGAAUGGAGGGAUUUCUACUUUAGAAGUUACACAUUUGUAGGUAAGCUAGUAGGUCGUUACUAUGAUUCUGAAGGAAAUCCUACAAAAUAUUUGAAGGGAGUGGAAGCAAAGGCUGCUAGAGGUGCUCAGCUUUUGGAGAAACAGAAGAAUGAAGAAGCGAAGCAACCUAGUUGCAAUUCGAGGUGGAGUCAGGACGAGGGUGGAGAGGUUUGGUGUGAUGAGGGCGUCCCAAGGUUAGUUCAGAGACCACUAGAAAUUGCUUUAACUGGGAAGAUGAGCAAGCGAUGUGCAUGCUUUAAAGAAGAUCAACUGGACCAGUCAGGGUUGGAAGUCUACGAAGGAUGCGAUUUCCUUGCGAAGACUUGCCGAGUUUAAACGGGGGGUUUUGGAACUUCCAUGUUAGAGAUUUUAAGUUAUCCUUCCACAUCUGAUGUCACUACGCUAAGUUGUUGAAAGGGUGAUGAACAAAGGCAGAUGAAUAGAGAAGCAUUGUAAUGUGUUUGGUCUACAAUUUUCCUCCUAUUGUAUUGCAUGGAUUGUUGUAACUAUACAUGUAUUAUGUAUAUUGAUACUGUUUUUUUUCCUUCUCUAUAUUGUGAAUUAUAUGUUCAUGCUA
Prunus avium (sweet cherry) is the source of this 1052-nucleotide messenger RNA. It is a transcript of the gene MAPR4, whose product is annotated as membrane-associated progesterone binding protein 4. Lineage: Eukaryota; Viridiplantae; Streptophyta; Magnoliopsida; Rosales; Rosaceae. Gene Ontology annotation, cellular component: endomembrane system; membrane. The record is from RefSeq and is a predicted model, not a curated record.